This is a messenger RNA of Anolis carolinensis (green anole), 4581 nucleotides long. RefSeq names its product pre-mRNA processing factor 40 homolog A (gene prpf40a). Gene Ontology annotation, molecular function: protein binding; RNA binding. Lineage: Eukaryota; Metazoa; Chordata; Lepidosauria; Squamata; Anolidae. The record is from RefSeq and is a predicted model, not a curated record. The coding region runs from base 297 to 3350 and encodes 1017 amino acids. The transcript is spliced from 26 exons. Gene Ontology annotation, biological process: mRNA cis splicing, via spliceosome. Gene Ontology annotation, cellular component: U2-type prespliceosome; U1 snRNP.
UCCGCCCGGGGCCUUCUGCUGGGACGAGAGCCGGCCUUUCCCUCCCGCCCGCGCCGCUUUUUAGCCUCCUGCGGCGAGGAAGAGACAGAGGGCCAACCACGCGGCGUUGUUUUUUUGUUUGUUUCUCGGCCCCGCCCGCCUCUUUUUCCUUCCAGAGCGCGAGGCUGCAUCUCCAUAGGCUGACUUUCGACAACGAGGCCUUCCCGGGUAGUUCUCCUCAGUCAGGCAAGAAGGAAGGCCGGACUUAGGUGCUCUUGAGAGGGAGCGAGAGAGGGAGGCCGUCGGGCCAGCCGGCCAUGUCAGGCGGGGACUCUGCGGCGGCCUCCCCGCAGGCCUUGCCCUUCUCGCUGCCGAAGCCGCCUCCGCUCAUGCAGCUCAACCCGGGCGAGGGUGUCCGGCCGGGCCCCGAGCAGUCGCCCAAGAGAGGCCGCGGCCCCGACUGGCCCUCCGGGAAGCCCGUCAGCCUUUUGGCGCCGCUCCUGCCCCCGCGAGGGGAGCCCGAGCCCCUGCUGCCAUUCGGGCCCGCCUCCCGCCAGCCGCUCCGGGGAAGGAUGCUCGGCAGGUGCGGAGGAGGAGGAGGCCCCGGCGGAGGAGGGAACCCUCUCAACCCGUCAAUGAGGCCCGGAGGAGGAGGAGGAGGUCCCGGCGGCGGAGGAGGAGGCGGCGGCGGUGGCGGCAUGGGCCGAGACGCCCUCAUGAUGGGACAUCCAGGCAUGCCCCAUUACCCACCCAUGGGGAUGCAUCCCAUGGGCCAAAGGCCGCCAAAUAUGCCUCCAGUAUCUCAUGGAAUGAUGUCUCAAAUGAUGCCUCCAAUGGGAGGACCACAAAUGGGGCAGAUGCCUGGAAUGAUGCAGUCAGUGAUGCCAGGAAUGAUGGCGCCCCAUAUGUCUCAUGCUCCUAUGCAGCCUACAGGACCGCCAGGAGUGAACAAUAUGGAUUCUCAAAUUGGUUUAGCGCCCCCUGGAACUCAGCCUACACCUCCAGUAGUUUGUUCAGUGCAGCAAGCCAUACCAGCCAACAGUACUGCUACUGAAGAAUCUUCCAAACAGAAAUCUAUGUGGUCAGAACAUAAAUCACCAGAUGGAAGAACUUAUUUCUAUAAUACUGAGACAAAGCAGUCCACAUGGGAGAAGCCAGAUGAUCUCAAAACACCUGCAGAGCAAUUGUUGUCAAAAUGUCCAUGGAAGGAAUAUAAAUCUGAUUCCGGAAAGCCUUACUACUAUAACUCCCAAACAAAAGAGUCACGUUGGGCAAAGCCAAAAGAACUCGAAGAUCUUGAAGCCAUGAUUAAAGCAGAAGAAAGUGGCAAAGCAGAAGAAUCCAUUCCAGCAUCCUCUGCUGCUGCGCCAGGGACUACCUCGGCCACUCUUCCGGAGGCUCCUGCGGCUGCACCAUCUGCUCCUGCUGCUCCACCCGCUGCAUCCGCUCCUGACGCUGAGCCCUCUGCUCUUUCUACUGCUGUAGAAAAUGAAAACAGACUCCCUCCUUCAACAGAGGAACAGCCACAGCCAGCAGUUCCAGUUGUGCAAGAACAGUCAGUGGAUGUUAUCACAAACUCUGUAGAAGAAAUUCCAAAACAAGAAUCCUUAGAUAUUACUCCCAAGAAAGAAGAGGAGGAUGCCCAGCCAGUUAAAAAAACAUAUACUUGGAAUACAAAAGAAGAAGCUAAGCAAGCAUUCAAAGAACUGUUGAAAGAAAAGCGUGUACCAUCAAAUGCCUCCUGGGAGCAAGCAAUGAAAAUGAUUAUCAAUGAUCCAAGAUACAGUGCUUUGGCAAAGCUGAGUGAGAAAAAGCAAGCUUUUAAUGCUUAUAAAGUCCAGACAGAGAAAGAAGAAAAGGAAGAAGCAAGAUUAAAAUAUAAAGAAGCAAAAGAGUCUUUUCAGCGUUUCCUUGAAAAUCAUGAAAAAAUGACAUCCACAACCAGAUACAAAAAAGCUGAACAAAUGUUUGGAGAAAUGGAAGUUUGGAAUGCAAUAUCAGAACGCGAUCGUCUGGAAAUCUAUGAAGAUGUGCUAUUCUUCCUAUCAAAAAAAGAAAAGGAACAAGCCAAGCAGUUAAGGAAGAGAAACUGGGAGGCAUUGAAAAACAUCCUUGACAAUAUGGCCAACGUCACUUAUAGUACUACUUGGUCAGAGGCUCAGCAGUAUCUGAUGGACAAUCCUACUUUUGCAGAGGAUGAGGAACUUCAGAAUAUGGAUAAAGAAGAUGCAUUGAUUUGUUUUGAGGAACACAUAAGGGCCUUGGAAAAGGAAGAAGAGGAAGAAAAACAGAAGGGCCUUUUCAGGGAACGGCGACGGCAGCGUAAAAAUCGAGAAUCUUUCCAGAUAUUUUUGGAUGAGCUGCAUGAACAUGGACAGCUGCACUCAAUGUCGUCAUGGAUGGAAUUAUAUCCAACUAUAAGUUCUGAUAUUAGGUUUACUAACAUGCUUGGUCAGCCUGGCUCGACAGCACUUGAUCUUUUCAAGUUUUAUGUUGAAGAUUUAAAAGCACGCUACCAUGAUGAAAAAAAGAUAAUAAAGGAUAUCUUAAAGGAUAAAGGGUUUAUAGUUGAAGUGAAUACUACUUUUGAAGACUUUGUCACAGUCAUCAGUUCUACUAAAAGAGCUACAACAUUAGAUGCUGGGAAUAUCAAGCUGGCUUUUAACAGUCUGUUGGAAAAGGCUGAAGCUCGUGAACGUGAAAGAGAAAAGGAAGAAGCUCGCAAAAUGAAAAGGAAAGAGUCUGCUUUUAAGAGCAUGUUAAAACAAGCAACUCCUCCCAUUGAGCUAGAUGCAGUUUGGGAAGAUAUUCGAGAAAGAUUUGUGAAAGAACUGGCAUUUGAAGACAUCACUCUAGAAUCGGAAAGAAAAAGAAUAUUUAAAGAUUUCAUGUAUUUACUAGAGCAUGAAUGUCAGCAUCAUCAUUCAAAGAACAAGAAACAUUCUAAAAAAUCCAAAAAGCAUCAUCGAAAAAGGUCUCGUUCCCGUUCGGGAUCAGAGUCUGAGGAUGAGGACAACCAUGUGAAGAAAAAGAGGCAGCGCUCAGAAUCCAGGUCCGUUUCCGAGCGCUCAUCCAGUGGAGAAUCUGAGAGAAGCUACAAGAAGUCGAAGAAGCACAAAAAGAAGAACAAAAAGAGACGACACAAAUCUGAUUCCCCAGAAUCAGAUGUGGAUCGAGAAAGAGAGAAAAAAGAACGAGAGAAUGAAAAGGAAAGAAGUAGACAAAGAUCUGAAUCUAAGCAUAAAUCACCUCCUAAAAAGCGACCAGGCAAAGAUUCUGGUAAUUGGGAUACCUCUGGUAGUGAAUUAAGUGAAGGUGAACUAGAAAAGCAAAGGAGAACCCUCUUGGAACAACUGGAUGAAGAUCAAUAAGAAAUAUUUAUACCAAAUAUGUUUACAGUGUGAUCUAAUAAAAAUAUAAAUGGCUAAUUUCAGGAAAAUGGAUUCCCAGUGUUCUGAGUUCCAUUGGUUAAACGAUGGCUUUUCGGUUGUACUGCGUAACUAAGUAUCUCCAAUAUCAUUGUGUGCCUGGCAGCGAAAUCAGGAAGAUGGCAAACAUUCAGAAGUCUCCUUGAAGUUCUGCUUGGAUGAGCUAGGCAGUCUGUAUAUAUCCCAUGCAUCAGAGAGCACACUUGGAUGAGCAGGGAAAAAAAUUAUUUUUGAGCCCUUUCAAUAAUGGCUUUGAAAAACUAUGUAAUCCUUUCAGGCCUUUCUUGUCUAUAUAACAACAGCUUUGCUAAAAAGGCCUACAUUUGGGCUCCUUGUCAAAUAAGGUCUAAAAGGCAGGGAAAAGAUGCCCCAAGGGUGUUGUUCCCUUUGGAAAGAUGCUCUGUAGUUCGCUUGUAGCUUCACUUCUGUUUGUUAUUUUUUUUUACAGUACUUUUUUUGCAAAUAGAGGAACAGGAAAAGAAGGGGGGCAAAUGCUUUUCCUGAUCCGUGGUAGUCCAAAACCCAGUGCUGGGUUUCUAUGCAUUACCUUUCUGGCCAAACUGAUGUCUUUGGUGAUUUCUAUUGAUUUUUGACUUUGGGUUGAAAUGUAUGAGUUUCAUCCUGAAGUGAAUUUUUAGUGUCAGGUUUUAAAUCUGUGAAAAAUAGGUGAUUGGUGGAGAUCCUAAUAGGCCCUUAACUUUAAAGGCACUAAGAUGUGCUGGCAUAAUAACAUAGCUACCAUUUUUAUUAGGAAAAAAGUAUCUGGUAUAUGUACAACAAACAAAGCAAAAUUUGCAUUGUUUUAGCAUUAACCCAGUGUUACAGAAAAUUGAAAAAUCAGACUGUAAAUCAAUUGCAAUAUGUUGCCUUAAGGACCUUCCGAAGAAUGUACCACCAAAUUUUGAAAAGCAGUUGCAAUACUUCGUUUAGAAAAUCAGUGUAGAUGUAAUGCUUUUCUUUUGAAACAUAGUGACCUACUGUUAAAGACCUGGUCUCCUUUUAUUGUUUUCCCCCUCCUUUGUAUUCAUUAGCUUUUGCCAGAUUUGAUUUGAUGAGUAUUCUCUGCCCUAUACAUUCAGGAGUAUUGACUACUGUGGUUACAGACUCUAAAAUCUUUCUGAUUUGAAUAUUUUUGUACAUUUUUAUCACUUAUUAAACCUUGUCUUCUAGUGUG